Messenger RNA from Nothoprocta perdicaria, 1734 nucleotides. RefSeq names its product cytochrome P450 26C1. The transcript has 6 exons. NCBI's taxonomy places the organism in Eukaryota, Metazoa, Chordata, Aves, Tinamiformes, Tinamidae. The coding region runs from base 1 to 1734 and encodes 577 amino acids. Gene Ontology annotation, molecular function: heme binding; monooxygenase activity; iron ion binding. The record is from RefSeq and is a predicted model, not a curated record. Gene Ontology annotation, biological process: sterol metabolic process.
AUGCCGGCCGGGCUGCCCUGGCCCGCGGCGCCGCUCGCCCUGGCGCUGCUGCUCGCCCUGGCGCUGCUGCUCGCCCUGUGCCGGCCCCUGUGGGCGCUGCGCUGGAGCCUGAGCAGGGACCACGGCUGUGCCCUGCCCCUGCCCCGCGGCUCCAUGGGGUGGCCCUUCUUCGGAGAGACCCUGCACUGGCUGCUGCAGGGCUCCCGCUUCCACAGCUCGCGGCGGGAGCGCUACGGCAACGUCUUCAAGACCCAUCUGCUGGGCCGCCCCGUGGUGCGGGUGACGGGCGCCGAGAACAUCCGCAAGAUCCUGCUGGGUGAGCACACUCUGGUCAGCGCCCAGUGGCCACGCAGCACCCAGAUCAUCCUGGGCUCCCACACGCUGCUCAGCUCCAUCGGGGACCUGCACCAGCAGCACCGCAAGAUCCUGGCGAGAGUGUUCAGCCGUGCCGCCCUGGAGAGCUACCUCCCGCGGAUCCAGAAGGUUGUGAGCUGGGAGCUGCGGGGCUGGUGCAUGGAGCCGGGCUCCAUCGCAGUUUAUUCCUCCGCUAAAACCUUAACUUUCCGCAUUGCAGCUCAGAUUCUGCUGGGACUCCGUCUGGAAGAAAAAAAGUUCAAGGAGCUGGCCAAAACCUUUGACCAGAUGGUGGAGAACCUCUUUUCCCUGCCCCUGAACAUACCCUUCAGUGGGCUGCGCAAGGGAAUCAAAGCACGGGACAUGCUGCACAAGUACAUGGAGGGGGCUAUACAGGAGAAACUGCAGAGAAACAACUCAGAAGAUGAUAGCGAUGCUCUGGAUUUCAUAAUAAACAGUGCCAAGGAGCACGGCAAAGAAUUCACGAUGCAGGAGCUAAAGGAGUCAGCGAUCGAGCUCAUCUUUGCUGCUUUCUUCACCACGGCCAGUGCCAGCACCUCGCUGAUCCUCCUGUUGUUGCAGCACCCCUGGGCGAUUGAGAAGAUCAGGCAGGAGCUGGUGUCACAUGAGCUGCACCGGCUGUGCCCAGGCUGUGUCCACACGGGACCCUGCCCCAGCCCCCUGGGUGCUCGGGGCCGCCCCGGGGAGAAGCGGUCGCUCCUCGAUACGGCUGACGAUGCUUGCGAGGAGCCGAGGUGGCCGCCAGGCGCAGUGGGGGACGAGGAGCCCGGGGGCAGCCGCUUGCAGGAGCCGCCUGCCGUGCAGGCGCCCGGCUCUUCCCUGAGCGGUGCAGAGCCCGCGGAGGCGCCGGGGCUGCACUGCCACGGCACGGUAGCCAUCAGCCUGGAGAAGCUGGGCCGCCUGCGCUACCUGGACGGUGUCAUCAAAGAGGUGCUGCGGCUGCUGCCCCCCGUCUCGGGGGGCUACAGGACGGCGCUGCAGACCUUCGAGCUGGACGGCUGCCAGAUCCCCAAAGGCUGGAGCGUGAUGUACAGCAUCCGUGACACCCACGAGACGGCCGCCGUCUACCAGAGCCCCCUCAGCAGCUUCGACCCCGAGCGCUUUGGCGCUGCCCGGCUGGAGGCUGCCGGCCGCUUCCACUACGUGCCCUUCGGCGGCGGGGCGCGCAGCUGCAUUGGCCAGGAGCUGGCGCGGGCCAUCCUCAAGCUGCUGGCCAUCGAGCUGGUGAGCACAGCUCGCUGGGAGCUGGCCACCCCCGGCUACCCCGCCAUGCGCACCGUGCCCAUCGUGCACCCCGCCGGCGACGGGCUGCACCUCCACUUUUGGCCCUUGCAGCCCGCCUGCUGCAGCGAGGACUGA